Messenger RNA from Peromyscus californicus insignis, 1585 nucleotides. RefSeq names its product testis specific serine kinase 3 (gene Tssk3). Gene Ontology annotation, biological process: microtubule cytoskeleton organization; intracellular signal transduction; protein phosphorylation. The record is from RefSeq and is a predicted model, not a curated record. Lineage: Eukaryota; Metazoa; Chordata; Mammalia; Rodentia; Cricetidae. The transcript has 2 exons. The coding region runs from base 1 to 807 and encodes 268 amino acids. Gene Ontology annotation, cellular component: cytoplasm. Gene Ontology annotation, molecular function: ATP binding; tau-protein kinase activity; protein serine/threonine kinase activity.
AUGGAGGACUUUCUACUCUCCAAUGGGUACCAGCUGGGCAAGACCAUUGGGGAAGGGACCUACUCAAAAGUCAAAGAAGCAUUUUCCAAAAAACAUCAAAGAAAAGUGGCAAUUAAAAUUAUAGACAAGAAGGGAGGGCCAGAAGAGUUUAUCCAGAGAUUCCUGCCUCGAGAGCUCCAGAUUGUCCGUACCCUGGACCACAAAAACAUCAUCCGGGUGUAUGAGAUGCUGGAGUCGGCAGAUGGAAAAAUCUACCUGGUGAUGGAACUGGCUGAGGGAGGGGAUGUCUUUGACUGUGUGCUGAACGGAGGGCCACUUCCCGAGAGCCGGGCCAAGGCCCUCUUCCGCCAGAUGGUUGAGGCUAUUCGCUACUGCCAUGGCUGUGGCGUGGCCCACCGAGACCUUAAGUGUGAGAACGCCUUGUUGCAGGGCUUCAACCUAAAGCUGACCGACUUUGGCUUUGCCAAGGUGCUACCCAAGUCACGCAGGGAGCUGAGCCAGACCUUCUGUGGCAGCACAGCCUACGCCGCUCCCGAGGUGCUGCAGGGCAUACCCCACGAUAGCAAGAAAGGUGAUGUCUGGAGCCUGGGGGUGGUCCUGUACGUAAUGCUUUGUGCAAGUCUACCUUUUGAUGACACAGAUAUCCCCAAGAUGCUGUGGCAGCAACAGAAGGGGGUGUCCUUCCCCACUCAUCUGGGCAUCUCAACCGAAUGCCAGGACCUGCUGAAGCGGCUCCUGGAACCAGAUAUGAUACUCCGGCCUUCAAUCGAAGAAGUUAGUUGGCACCCAUGGCUAGCAAGCACUUGAUAAAAGCAAUGGCAAGUCCUCCCCAAUAAAGUAGGGGGAGAAAGCAAACCCAAAAACCCGCUUCUAAAAUGGUGAUAUAUAUUUUACACUUUAUGCUCCCUUUAUCCAUAGCUUACUUCUACAUCCCCAAGGUGGCCCCACAGGCCCCUUACUAGGAGAGCUUUUCCUUUCUUCCUAGAACUAAGGGCCUUAGAUUUCUUUUAUUGAUGGUUCUCAAAUCAUCAUGGGCAGGGAGAAGAGAGGAGGAACAUGACCCACCAGAACCACUCAGGUGCUACAACCUGCUUUCCAAAUAAAAGCAAAAGCAUUUGGGCUGCAGAAAUGGCCUCCUGCCUCCAUGGCGUGGUGAGAGGCUGGCUGGGCUCAUCCCUUUCUCAAACCAGAGGCCUCAGGACCCUAGCUACAUACCCCGCCCAUGCUCCAGACAGGAAGUCACACUUGCAGCUGUAGGAGCCUUUCCAAGGCUCCAUUAUGGCUGCCACGGGGACAGAACCAUCCCCAGACACUUCUGGCUUCUGUUCAAUCACUUUAAUGCUGUUACGGCAAAUCUGCAAAAGGUUCAGGACAAACUUUGUUUUUGUUCCUUUUUAAUUACAAAACUAACAGCUGUUAGAAUGUUUCUUUUUUCUUUUUUUUUUCUUUUCCCAGCUACAAAAUACUCUGGGGAGAUGCAUUAUAAUUUAAAAUAUAUAAUAUUGCACAAACAACCAAAAGGUUAAUUAAACUAAUUACAAAGAGAAAAAUCCCAUCCCAUCAAAAAAAAAAAAAAAAAAAAGAA